This is a messenger RNA of Salarias fasciatus (jewelled blenny), 2885 nucleotides long. RefSeq names its product histone acetyltransferase p300-like. Gene Ontology annotation, molecular function: histone acetyltransferase activity; transcription coactivator activity; chromatin DNA binding. Gene Ontology annotation, biological process: positive regulation of transcription by RNA polymerase II. The record is from RefSeq and is a predicted model, not a curated record. Gene Ontology annotation, cellular component: histone acetyltransferase complex; transcription regulator complex. The transcript is spliced from 18 exons. The coding region runs from base 209 to 2578 and encodes 789 amino acids. Lineage: Eukaryota; Metazoa; Chordata; Actinopteri; Blenniiformes; Blenniidae.
UUGCAGGGUGCUCGGUUCUGAUAAAAAGCGGGUGAAAGUCCCACACAGAGUUUGAUUUUUUUCUUGUUUUUCUGCUUGUCUGGUUUGGAUUCGUUGAAGAGAACUUGUACGGACUUGAAGAACACUCCAAAGGAGAAAACCUGGGGGGAGGAGGACAUUAAACCCCAAACCACUACUGGAUCCGCAGGACACAGACCGUCUUUUCAGCAUGGACGGAACAAACCAGGGCACCCAGCAGUCACCAGCAGGUGUGGGCGGUCCCGCAGGUGCUCCUGUGGGUGGAGCCGCGGGGAUGGUUUCUGGUGCUCAGGUGGGUCUGGUGGGGCCCGGUACCCAGGUCUCUGCCGCUUUUGCUGUAGCUGGAGAGCCACCAACAAGCGACCCCGGGAAGCGCAAACUAAUCCAGCAGCAACUGGUGCUGCUGCUUCAUGCGCACAAGUGCCAGCGGCGGGAGCAGGCUAACGGUCAGUGCAGUGUGCCCCACUGUCGCCCCAUGAAGAAUGUCCUCAACCACAUGACUCAUUGCCAGGCUGGCAGGUCCUGCCAGGUUGCACACUGUGCAUCAUCGAGGCAGAUCAUCUCCCACUGGAAGAACUGCACUCGACACGACUGUCCUGUCUGCCUGCCACUGAAGAUUGCUGAGAGGGACCAGCAGUAUGAGGGUCUGUAUCUGAGCAGUCUGUAUCUGACCAGAACUCUGCUUGGCGUGGCCGGAGCAGGGCUGGGCAGCUCUCUCGGGGCAGUUCCUGGUGGCCAACAAAGUGCCCCCAACAUCAACCCGCCAAACCAGAUCGACCCCAGCACUGUAGAGAGAGCGUAUGCCGCCCUGGGCCUAACCAACCAGGGCAACCAGCCUCAGGCCCCCCAGCCUAACAUGGUGAACCAAGGUCUGUCAGGGCAGGCUGGCAUGAGGCCGCUGAAUCCAAUGGGUGUGAAUGCUUCGGGAGUCAAUGGAGGUGUGGGCGCUCCCCCUCAGAGCCAACAUCUCAAUGUGAACAGUCAAGGUCUGAUGAAUGAUGCUGGUGGGGUUGGGUCCAUGCCCACAGCAGCCCCGCCCUCUGCUACAAGCAUGAGAAAAAGCUGGCAUGAGGAAAUCACACAGGACCUCCGAAAUCACUUAGUCCACAAGCUAGUCCAGGCCAUCUUUCCAACGCCGGACCCUGCAGCUCUCAGUGACCGGCGAAUGGAAAACGUUGUUGACUAUGCACGAAAAGUUGAGGGAGACAUGUAUGAAUCAGCCAACAGCAGAGUUGAGUACUAUCACUUGCUCGCGGAAAAGAUCUACAAGAUCCAGAAGGAAAUGGAGGAAAAGAGGAGGACCCGACUUCAGAAGCAAGGCCUAGGCCCUGGGCCUGCUGGCAUCGGUCAGCCCCCCACUGGACUGCCUCCUAGUGUGAAUGCUAUGGGAGUCAAUGGAGGUGUGGGCGCUCCCCCUCAAAGCCAACAAGCCAGUGUGCUGCAGGAUACAAUGAUGCAUCUCAAUGUGAACAGUCAAGGUCUGAUGACUGAUGCUGGUGGGGUUGGGUCCAUGCCCACAGCAGCCCCGCCCUCUGCUACAAGCAUGAGAAAAAGCUGGCAUGAGGAAAUCACACAGGACCUCCGAAAUCACUUAGUCCACAAGAUAGUCCAGGCCAUCUUUCCAACGCCGGACCCUGCAGCUCUCAGGGACCGGCGAAUGGAAAACCUUGUUGCCUAUGCUCGAAAAGUUGAGGGAGACAUGUAUGAGUCGGCCGACAGCAGAGCUGAGUACCAUCACUUUAUUGCGGAAAAAGUCUUCAAGAUCCAGAAGGAACUGGAGGAAAAGAGGAGGACCCGGCUUCAGAAGCGAGGCCGAGGCCCUGGGCCUGCUGGCAUCGAUGGUCCUCUCCCUGGUCCAUCGACGGCGCGACCGACGGGACCACAAGCCAGUCUGCUGCAGGAUACAAUGAUGGAUCCCAAUGUGAACAGUCAAGGGUUGAUCCAUGUUGCCGAGGUUGUUCAUGGGAAACUGGCAGUCUCCAAAACGGUGGUGAUCAACUUCUCGGAAGCAGAGGCGACUGUUGAGGGCAUCGCCACAAAAGUGAGGGAGGCUUUGGGGAGCGAGGAGGGUUUUAUUCUGACUGACUCUCAGGGUCGUGAAAUCCUGGAUUCUGAGGACACAAGAAGCUCUCAGUACUGGAAGCAGAACUCCGGUAAGGUCUUUGCUUUGCCUGAAAGUGAAUUUCGGGACUUCCAGAAUGGGCAGCGGGCCAAAAGGAGUCGCCGGGCUGAAGCCAGUGAUCUGCAGGACGUGGUCCAACACAUAGAUGGACUGAAGCGUACAUCAGAUAGCAUCAGUCAGCCGUCUGAGAUGGCUGAGAAAAAGGUCACAGAAGCAAACGUGAAGCCAGUGAAGGAGGCUUUCACCUGCCUGGUCUGCUUAGACGUGAUGGUGGAGCCCACAUUCAGCAAGUGCUGCUGCUCACUGCUGGGGUGUGGAGCCUGUGUGAGGGAGUGGCUACUAACUUCAGACCACUGCCUGAAGUGCAGAAGUCCCAACUUCAAAAGAAACAUCCACUCUGUAAAGGGUCUGGAUGCUGCCUUGGCUUUCAUGAAAUGAAUUGACUGAAUGAUUUUUACCGUUAUAUUUAUGCACUCUGUUUAUCCUGAGGUGACCGCUGACUGUUAAAUAUCAGAAAUUAAUAAAUCCAAUGCUUUUUGAAAGAGAAUGGAAUAAAUUCAUUGUUACUUUACAUCCCAGGUGUUGAUUAAAUAUGUUCCUGCUCAUUUUGAGAAGGUGUUGAAGAGAAUCCAGAAAGGCCAUUUUUAUUGGUGAUGCAUCUUCUUGUCUUUUUGGAUUACUUUGUGUCCUGCUUGGAAACUGCUUCUCUUUCCUUACGUUUGUUAAUAAAAAAACUUGAAAUGUC